Cutaneotrichosporon oleaginosum is the source of this 593-nucleotide messenger RNA. RefSeq lists its product as uncharacterized. Lineage: Eukaryota; Fungi; Basidiomycota; Tremellomycetes; Trichosporonales; Trichosporonaceae. The record is from RefSeq and is a predicted model, not a curated record.
UCUUGCUGUCGCCCACACCACGCCAAGCAACAUGAGCAGCCCGCCCCCUGCCCCAACUCCCACCUCGACGACACCAGGCCCCGGCCCCUCCGCCGCGGCAUUCAAGCGCCGCCCCGAACGCGCAUACACCGGCCCAACGGAACACGGGGCGCUGGGGCCGCGCGCCGGCGCCGGCGCGGCGGAGGCAGAACGAUACUUUGCCGAGCUGCCCGAGGCGGCGCAGCCGAUCAUGCCGCGCACGGCGCGCGCGUUGGGGAUUGGCAGUUGGGUCGUUGGCGGCGUCGCGUGCGCGUACAUGAUCUUGUACGCCGACUACGGGGCGCACGAGCACGUCUUCAGUCCUAUCCGCCGCGCGUUCCACGCGUACACCGCCGACAUGUUUACGCUGUCCAAGAGCGAACGGGGGAUGCUGGGGCUCGACGAGCCGCCGAAGGCGCAGGCGCUGGCUGCGGGGGCGGCGCGGGCGCCACUACCUUCAUCUGCACCUGCGCCGGCGGCUGCACCAGAAGCGCCGCCGGCGAAGGGGCGGUCGUGGUGGAAGAUUUGGUAGCAGCUCUGGUACAUGGCAUAGAUGCAUAGAUUCGUUCCCCUGC